CCCUCCCACCGCCUCCCUGCCGUUCUAGCCGCGAAUGGCUAAACUCGAUGGUUCGCGGCGCUGCGCCUGCCGCUCUAGCAGCCCUUGGCUGUCAUGCUUUGGUUUCCGGCUCCGUUCUGGCGGGUCUGAGCCCUCGGACUCCCAGAGAGGCCCUCUGCACGUGGAGAAGAGCUGGGACUCUGCGACCCUGCUCUCCUGACCCUGAUGUUCGAAGAGCCUGAGUGGGCCGAGGCGGCCCCAGUAGCCGCGGGUCUCAGGCCCGUAACCUCACGGCCUCUGCCUGCGGCCGCCUCGCAAAACAAUGGCUCAAAGUGCCGCCAGCUCUUGGCCACAUUACGGAUCCUAGAGGCAGCAUCUCUUUCCCAGAAUCCCCCCAGCCUACCUAGCAGUGACUCUGAGGAGGAGGAGGUGGAAAGGAAGAAGAAAUGCCCCAAAAAGGCAUCGUUUGCCAGUGCCUCUGCUGAAGUAGGGAAGAAAAGGAAGAAGAAAUGUCAAAAACAGGGCCCGCCUUGCAGUUACUCUGAGGAAGAAGUGGAAAGGAAGAAGACAUGCCGCAAACAGGCUCUUCUUGGCAGUAACUCUGCUGAAGAAGAGAAAAGAAAGAGGAAAUGCCAGAAACAUGCCCCUUUAAAUCCAGCCCAGCACCUGGAUGAUGUUGACCAAACAGGUCCCAAAGCUUGGAAGAAUAGUGCUACAAAUGACCUGCCAAAGCCAAGCCCUGAGUCCACUUCCCCCAAACCCCCUCAUACAUUGAGUCGCAAGCAGUGGCGGAACCGGCAAAAGAAUAAGAGAAGACAUAAGAACAAGUUUCGGUCACCUGAGGUGCCAGACCAGGCUCUAGCCGAGGCCCCCACAGAGAAGACAGAGAUGCCUCCUGUACCUAGGACAGAGAGCCAUGAGGCUCGGGCAGGGGCUUUGCGAGCCCGCAUGGCACAGCGGCUGGAUGGGGCCCGAUUUCGCUACCUCAAUGAACAGCUAUACUCCGGGCCCAGCAGUGCUGCACAGCGUCUCUUCCAGGAAGACCCUGAGGCCUUUCUUCUCUACCACCGCGGCUUCCAGAGCCAAGUGAAGAAGUGGCCACUGCAACCAGUGGACCGCAUCGCCAAGGAUCUUCGCCAGCGGCCUGCAUCCCUGGUGGUGGCUGACUUCGGUUGUGGGGAUUGCCGCCUGGCUUCAAGUAUCCGGAACCCUGUGCAUUGCUUUGACUUGGCCUCUUUGGACCCUAGGGUCACUGUGUGUGACAUGGCCCAGGUGCCUCUGGAGGAUGAGUCUGUGGAUGUGGCUGUGUUUUGCCUUUCACUGAUGGGAACCAACAUCAGGGACUUCCUAGAGGAGGCAAAUCGAGUACUGAAGCCAGGGGGUCUUCUGAAAGUGGCUGAGGUCAGCAGCCGCUUUGAGGAUGUUCGGACCUUUCUGCGGGCUGUGACCAAGCUAGGCUUCAAGGUUGUCUCCAAGGACCUGACCAACAGCCAUUUCUUCUUGUUUGAUUUCCAAAAGACUGGGCCCCCUCAGGUAGGGCCCAAAGCUCAACUUUCAGGCCUGAAGCUUCAGCCAUGUCUCUACAAGCGCAGGUGACCUCUAGAUCUUCCUUGAAAGGGGAGGCAGAGCUUAAACUUCAGGUUCAGAACUGUGAAGACUAUAUCCAGCCUGGCUGUGAGCCAAGACUUGGUGGAACCCCAAGGACAAAGUGUGAUAAAACCUCUGGCUCAGACUUGCUGUACUAGAGGUUUCUUGGUUAUAAGAUGCAUAAAGUCACUGGGGCUAGCUAAACAACGAAGAGUUUAUUGUGAGAACAUGGGAAUAUCUGGGAAUCACAGACCACUUUAGAUGUCAUGAAAACUGGAUGGUUUGGAAUUCAAGACAUCUUUAGGUUUGGCUCCUCUUUCCAGCUAAGAAGCCACAUGGCUUUUUUGUCCUGCCAUCUCCACUCUGCUCUUGUCUGAUCUGUUUACAGAUCAGCUUCCUCUCCUCACCCAUAGCUUCCGUUCCUUCAGCUUCAGUUUGCCUAGGCCUUCGAGGUUGCAGACAGGCAGCUGUUGCUGCUUGACUCUGAGGCAACUGGUAGUCCACCAACAUCCUGGCUCAACACAUCAGUCCGAGCCACCAGGUUGAGACUGCUUGGAUGUCCCUAUACUGAGCAUUUCCAGUGGUUUAUCUUUCCCCUCUCCCCUCAUCUCCAUCUUUGGAACCAUAUGCAUCAAGCCACUCCCAGCACCUAUUAUCCUAUGGGACUUUGGUUAUGUUUAUGGCUGACAGCAUAGAUUUUGGAAUCAGGUAGACCUGGAUUUAAUUCCUGGCCUGCUACCUAGCCACUUAAAGUCAUUUAAUCUCUGAAUAUCACGUUCCUCAUUUGGAAAAUAGUAGAAUUUCUGUCUUGCAAGGUGGUUGUGUGGGUUAACUGGGGAACUCUAUAGCCAGGACUGGGAACAUAGGAGGUGCUCAAUAAACAAGCUAUGACUAU
Messenger RNA from Sapajus apella (tufted capuchin), 2461 nucleotides. It is a transcript of the gene RRP8, whose product is annotated as ribosomal RNA processing 8. Gene Ontology annotation, cellular component: chromatin silencing complex; rDNA heterochromatin; nucleolus. Lineage: Eukaryota; Metazoa; Chordata; Mammalia; Primates; Cebidae. Gene Ontology annotation, molecular function: methyltransferase activity. Bases 205 to 1575 code for a protein of 456 amino acids. The record is from RefSeq and is a predicted model, not a curated record. The transcript is spliced from 7 exons. Gene Ontology annotation, biological process: regulation of transcription by glucose; rDNA heterochromatin formation; cellular response to glucose starvation.